CAUGAAUGAUUAAAAACAAAAUCUUAUAUCUCUCGAGAAGAAUUGUGUUGAAGUGUUAGAAGAUUGAAGCGAAAAAAUGGCAGCAGCAGAAGAAGGUGUGAGUCUGAAUCAUAUAUCUCGAGAGUCCACCGACAUCAAACGCCUUGCCAAUUUCUACCGACAGAUAUUUGGAUUUGAGGAAGUAGAAAGUCCCAAGUUUGGAGAGUUUAAGGUUGUAUGGUUGCGCCUUCCAUCUUCUUCACUAUAUCUUCAUCUCAUUGAACGGAACCCAUCCAACAAUCUCCCUGAAGGUCCAUGGAGUGCUGCUUCCCCUGUUAAAGACCCUUCCCAUCUCCCUAGAGGCCAUCAUCUCUGCUUCUCUGUCCCUAAUUUCCAAUCCUUCCUCCAAACUCUCAAGGAUAAGGGUAUUGAAACUUUUGAGAAAUCUCUGCCUAAUGGCAAGAUUAAACAAGUUUUCUUCUUUGACCCUGAUGGUAAUGGCUUGGAGGUUGCAAGCAAGGAAGACUCUUCCUAGUUACUUUGAUAUGCAUAUGUGUAAUGAUAUGUAACUAUAAUAAUCAUGCACCUUAUUAUCAUUUUAGAUACCAGUUAUUCAUAAAAUAAAGAUAGAUUUUGAUAAGAUA
This is a messenger RNA of Trifolium pratense (red clover), 623 nucleotides long. RefSeq names its product lactoylglutathione lyase-like. Bases 77 to 514 code for a protein of 145 amino acids. NCBI's taxonomy places the organism in Eukaryota, Viridiplantae, Streptophyta, Magnoliopsida, Fabales, Fabaceae. The transcript is spliced from 4 exons. The record is from RefSeq and is a predicted model, not a curated record.